Molecule: messenger RNA, 1949 nt
Organism: Engraulis encrasicolus (European anchovy)
Lineage: Eukaryota; Metazoa; Chordata; Actinopteri; Clupeiformes; Engraulidae
Product: NAC-alpha domain-containing protein 1-like
Exons: 4
Coding region: 22-1473 (483 amino acids)
Source: RefSeq, a predicted model, not a curated record
AUCGACCAACUGCUGCAAGAGAUGCGAGGGCCAAAAUGGAAGGACCACAGAGGCGUCCCCUUUCGGCGGCGGUGUAGGUGGAUGGGUGAGCAUUGGAGCGAUGUCAGGCCACACGUUAGGUGCAUCCAGGACGUGCCCGGCGUACAGCUGUACACGGAGGUGGGGUACGUGGAGAAGCCGGGGGGAGUCACGCUGACCAGGUACAGGUGUGCCAGAGGGUCAGAGACCCUGCAGGCGUUUCACCUCCACCUGAACAAGUUCAUUCCAGGAGAGCUGAUUGGAGUUGACCUGCUGAGUGAGACAGGAGAACCCCUCCAGAUGCUCCCUGACACAGAGGAGACCAACACCAAGCUGGAGGCCGUGGAUGUGGAAGAUGAGGAGGAGGAGGAGGAUGGUUUUGAGGAAACCCUGUCUUACAUGACCGUUUCUGGUGUCCUUGAUGACCAAGUGCUAUCCCAACUCAGUCGCGCUCACACAGAACCCCCAACGCCCCCUUCUUCCCUCCAGCCUGCUGCCUUCUCCAUGACCGCCCCUUCCCACCAUUCUGUCACUUCCCAGCCUGUAGCCUCUCCCCUGGCUGUGUCUUCCCGGCCUGUUGCCUUCUACUCCUCCUCCUCCUCCUCCAUGGCUGGUUCACAUUCUUCACAGGACGAGGAUGAGUCUGUUCGUGUGCCAGUCGUGGAACAAAUGGACAUCUUGGAUGAAUAUGACCUUGUUGACAUGAAGAUUGAAGAGUCGUCUCUGUCCCUCACAGACCAGCAGCCACUAAAUCCACCGGAACCCCAUCCAGGCCCAGCUCAUGAUAAUCCCAUGGUGAGCUGCAGCACCCUUGUGGACCAAGCACAGGAGACGGGGGCUCGCAGCAUAGCAACACCAGCAGACGUGAAGCCUCCUGGGCCUCCUGACCAGCCCUGGUCCAGCAGCUACGUGGGCCAACCACCACCAGCUGCUUUGGGGCCUGCUCAACUACCACAGCUUGUUGUUGCCAGCAGCACUGUAGACCAACCACGACAGCCUCUAGCCAGCAGCACUGUAGACCAACUACCACAGGUUGUUGCCAGCAGGACUGUUGACCAACUACCACAGCUUGUUGCCAGCAGCACUGUAGAUCAACUACCACAGCUUGGAGCCAGCAGCACCGUAGACCAACUACCACAGCAGAUGCACAGGCCAACCUCAGCAGCUGUGAGACCUCCCUUUCCAAACCAGGCAAAGCCCCUCGCUGCUGCUCCUCAACCUGUUUCAGCUGCUCCCCAGAUGGUGAUGUUCGGCCCUGUGAGCCUAAAGCAGUUGCCUCCCUCAUGCCUCGACCUCAGCCUUGGAACGCAGACAUUCCCACCACUCCCUCUCCACCUCGUUCCCGUCCUUAUGCUCGCAAGGUGCCGUACAACACUUGCAAGAAAUGUGGGAAGUUUAGAACGAUGCCCACAGGACACAGCCAGGACAAGGGGAAAGUGUACUGCCCCACGGUAGAGAGUGUAUCAAAGGAGCAGUGGCUGGAGGACAUGAAAAAGAAUAGGGCCCUGCCGUAGCCAACCGGCUGACCCGGCUGACCCGGGUUCGAUUCUCAGCUCGGGUCCUUAGCCGACCCUUCCCGGUCUCUCUCCCGAUUCGCUUCCUGUCCACCUCACUGUCCUAUCGAAAUAAAGUCGAAAAAGACAACAAAAAAAAGAAAGAUUAUGUUCUUGUAGUUAUGUAGUGUCGUUCUUUUCUAGUUAAUCAACAUUUCAACCAAAAGUUUUAAUUGCUACAUCCCAGAGGCAUGGAAGACACUUUGAAUGUAUUGGAUUCAUUGUAAAUAGUUGUUUUUACCUGAAAUAUGUUAUUGUUGUAUUCAAACUGACUUAUUCAGGGCCCAAUCUUCUUGUUCUUCUUUUGCUUUUUUUAUUUUAUUGUGUUUUUGACUCCUGUUGCUGAUAUGUAUUUUGAUUAAAAAAUGUUCAAAAAUA